Protopterus annectens (West African lungfish) is the source of this 1956-nucleotide messenger RNA. RefSeq names its product dynein heavy chain-like. Lineage: Eukaryota; Metazoa; Chordata; Ceratodontiformes; Protopteridae. The record is from RefSeq and is a predicted model, not a curated record. Bases 1 to 1956 code for a protein of 651 amino acids. The transcript has a single exon.
AUGACACAGUACCUUGCACCACUUCCUGUACAUCUGACAAAGUACCUUGCACUACUUCCUUUACAUCUGACACAGUACAUUGCACUGUUUCCUGUACAUCUGACACAGUACCUUAGCCUGCUUCCUGUACAUCUGACACAGUACCUUGCACCGUUUCCUGUACAUCUGACACAGUACCUUGCACCACUUCCUGUAAAUCUGACACAGUACCUUGCACCACUUCCUGUACAUAUAACACAGUACCUUGUACCACUUCUUGUACAUCUGACACAGUACCUUGUACUGUUUCCUGUACAUCUGGCACAGCACAUUGCACUCUUUCCUGUACAUCUGACACAGUACCUUGCACCACUUCCUGUACAUCUGACACAGUACCUUGCACUGCUUCCUGUACAUCUGACACAGUACAUUGCACUACUUCCUGUACAUCUGACACAGUAUCUUGCCCUGUUUCCUGUACAUAUGACACAGUACCUUGUACCACUUCCUGUACAUCUGACACAGUACCUGGCACUGUUUACUGUACAUCUGACACAGUACCUUGCACUGCUUCCUGUACAUCUGACACAGUACCUUGCACUGUUACCUGUACAUCUGACACAGUACCUUGCACCACUUCCUGUACAUCUGACACAGUACCUUACACGGCUUCCUGUACAUCUGACACAGUACCUUGCACUACUUCCAGUACAUCUGACACAGUACCUUGCACUGUUUCCUGUACAUAUGACACAGUACCUUGCACUGUUUCCUGUACAUAUGACACAGUACCUUGCACCACUUCCUGUACAUCUGACACAGUACCUUGCACUACUUCCUCUACAUCUGACACAGUACCUUGCACCGUUUCCUGUACAUCUGACACAGUACCUUGCACUACGUCCUGUACAUCUGACACAGAACCUUUCACCAUUUCCUGUACAUCUGACACAGUACCUUGUACCACUUCAUGUACAUCUGACACAGUACAUUGCACUGUUUCCUGUACAUCUGACACAGUACCUUGCACUGCUUCCUGUACAUCUGACACAGUACCUUGUACCACUUUCUGUACAUCUGACACAGUACAUUGCACUGUUUCCUGUACAUCUGACACAGUACCUUACACUGCUUCCUGUACAUCUGACACAGUACCUUGCACCGUUUCCUGUACAUCUGACACAGUACCUUGUACCACUUCCUGUACAUCUGACACAGUACCUUGCACUGUUUCCUGUACAUCUGACACAGUACCUUGCACUGUUUCCUGUACAUCUGACACAGUACCUUGCACCACUUCCUGUACAUCUGACACAGUACCUUGCACCACUUCCUGUACAUAUGACACAGUACCUUGUACCACUUCCUGUACAUCUGACACAGUACCUUGUACUGUUUCCUGUACAUCUGGCACAACACAUUGCACUGUUUCCUGUACAUCUGACACAGUACCUUGCACCACUUCCUGUACAUCUGACACAGUACCUUGCACUGCUUCCUGUACAUCUGACACAGUACCUUGCACUACUUCCUGUACAUCUGACACAGUACCUUGCCCUGUUUCCUGUACAUAUGACACAGUACCUUGUACCACUUCCUGUACAUCUGACACAGUACCUGGCACUGUUUCCUGUACAUCUGACACAGUACCUUGCACUGCUUCCUGUACAUCUGACACAGUACCUUGCACUGUUACCUGUACAUCUGACACAGUACCUUGCACCACUUCCUGUACAUCUGACACAGUACCUUACACGGCUUCCUGUACAUCUGACACAGUACCUUGCACUACUUCCAGUACAUCUGACACAGUACCUUGCACUGUUUCCUGUACAUAUGACACAGUACCUUGCACUGUUUCCUGUACAUAUGACACAGUACCUUGCACCACUUCCUGUACAUCUGACACAGUACCUUGUACUACUUCCUCUACAUCUGACACAGUACCUUGCACCUUUUCCUGUACAUCUGACAUAG